GAGAGCCGGCCACACAAAACAUUCAGUGCCAUCGUAAAGAAACAUAAUGGCCUUGUUACACCAUCUCCUCCUCCUCUCUAUCUUGCUCCCAUUUUGCACCGCAGCCACCGACCCCAUCGGCCAGCACUGCGCUAACAGCUUCAAUGGCAGCGAAAUCCAGGACAACAUCGACCACGUCCUAUCCGAUCUUGUCGCAAAGGCUUCGGUCGGUGGCUUUGCGACAACAUACUCCGGGGAAGGAAGCGAUAUAAUUUAUGGCCUCGCGCAGUGUAGGGGAGAUGUUAGCUCCGAUGACUGCUCCACGUGCCUCAGAGCUGCGGCAAAGGAGCUCCCAACUGUGUGCCCAGACCAAGCCGAUGCGAGGAUUUGGUACGACUACUGCUUCAUGCGCUACGACAACGAGAACUUCAUCGGCAAGGACGAUACCGAGUUUGCACUAAUUUUAUAUAACGUCCGGAAUGCCACAGAUCCGGAGGCUUUCGACAAGGAGAAGGAGAGACUGAUGAGUAGGCUGGAGGCGGAGGCGGUGGCACCGGGGAGCCAGGAGUUCGCAACCGGGAAGACGGAGUUCACGCCGAAUGUGACCAUCUACGGACUGGAGCAGUGCACGAAGGACCUCAAGCCACUGACGUGCGCCCAAUGCUUGUCGUCGGCGCUGGCCAAGUUCCCCGACUACUGCCGGUUCCGGCAGGGAUGCCGGGUGCUUUAUAGCAGCUGUAUUGUGCGCUACGAGAUUUAUCCCUUCUUUUUCCCGCUUGACUAGCGCCCGACUGCGGUCGGCUUCCACUCCAUGGCCACCUUAAUUAUCCGUAGCGUUGAUUGUUCAACGGUACUAUUUCUGUGGUCAAAAGAAAUGGAGAUAAAUAUAUAUCAUAUAUGGUGAUGCUAUUGUCUUAUACUUGGAAUAAAUAAAGACUUGUGAUAGUAUUUUUCA
Elaeis guineensis (African oil palm) is the source of this 934-nucleotide messenger RNA. Its product is annotated as cysteine-rich repeat secretory protein 55. The record is from RefSeq and is a predicted model, not a curated record. NCBI's taxonomy places the organism in Eukaryota, Viridiplantae, Streptophyta, Magnoliopsida, Arecales, Arecaceae.